AUGUUGGGAAUAGCAAGAAUUUCAGUGCCCAUUCCGUCAGAUCUUUGGCCCAAGAGAGAGCUGAAAACUCCAGCGGCUCACACUUGUGCCAUCCUUUUGGUGCGGGACAAUCGUCCUGAGAUCGGACCUUUCAUAUCCUUCCGAUUGCAGAUGAGAAGCUUCAGGAUUCUUCCCCUUUCGCUGGCGGUCAUGUUUGGUGAUGCCAGCGAGAUUGCAAUCCUACCCAAUGCCAAACUUGUCAUGGAUGGGAGCGAACUACCAGCAGAAGUUCAAAGUAAACAUGAUCUUCUCAAGAUUGAGGGCCCGGGCAAGCAUGAGCUGCCAGAGACCAUUGAAGAUGUAGAAGCUCGGUGGCUGGGUAUGGCACUUUCUCAGAUUGGCUGGUUCCUCUCAGAAUCGCCUCUGUCCUUGGGAAAGAAGGCCACCAGUUGGAUGCUGAGUGCCGAGGAGGUGAGCUCGCGAUCCAAACAUCAGAGCAUGGCGUUGUCGUUGCUGGAGACCUUGGGUGUCUCCUUGGCUGAACAGAAGCCCACCGCACCCAUCCCACAUCAUCCACACACCAUGUUUGGCGGCAUUCCCUGGUUGCUGAUCAUCCCAGUGGUUCUGGGAGUGGUCUUGGCCAUUCUGAUCCAGGCCGUGAGCCUCUACUCCGAAUGGUCCGAAGCAAAGGAGAAGCAAGCCCGUGGAGAGCCCAUUGAAGCAGACUUGGGCUAUGGAGCUCUAGAAACCUUGGACCGACGCAUGGCACGCUGCGAGUUCGAUGUGAAGGAGCUGCGAACGGCCCGCGCGCAAGUUGCAGGGGUUGCCGCCGCCCCUGCCGCCGCAGAAGCGGAAGCGGCGCCAGCACAGGACCCGCUGUUGGACGAGUUGCUUCAACGCAUGGCGCGUUUUGAGCGAUUGGAGGAGGACUUACGAGCCGAUGUGGAUUCGCAUCAAGGGCUUCUGAGAGCUUUGCAGGAGACUCAGCGGCAGCCCCAACAGGACGCCAUGAAGGUGGAUGGUGUAUCUGAGAUGGCAAAGCAGCUGAGCAGAUGCGAAGAACAGAUCGAGGAGCUUCAAACUCAGCUGCAAGUGCUGCCAAGCAGCUCCCUGGCGGUGUCAGACCGGGAGGUGACUUUGCCGCCUGACUUCACCGAGCGCCUGCAGAAGUGCGAGCGACAGAAUCAGGAAUUCCAGAAGCAGUUGCAUGGGCAGAGCUCCCUGAACUCAGAGAUCGCCAGAUGUGAAGAGCAAGUGAAGGAACUGAGGCUGCUGCAUGAGAAGUCUUCGGCCGAGGACCCACAAGCUGCGCAGAUGGGUGAAAUGUCACUGCAGAUCAGGAGAUGCGAACAGCAAGUGAAGGAACUCCAAGAAGAGCUUCGUGAAGAGAAGUCUUCAAAACCCCAGGUGGAUGGUGUAUCUGAGAUGGCAAAGCAGCUGAGCAGAUGCGAAGAACAGAUCGAGGAGCUUCAAACUCAGCUGCAAGUGCUGCCAAGCAGCUCCCUGGCGGUGUCAGACCGGGAGGUGACUUUGCCGCCUGACUUCACCGAGCGCCUGCAGAAGUGCGAGCGACAGAAUCAGGAAUUCCAGAAGCAGUUGCAUGGGCAGAGCUCCCUGAACUCAGAGAUCGCCAGAUGUGAAGAGCAAGUGAAGGAACUGAGGCUGCUGCAUGAGAAGUCUUCGGCCGAGGACCCACAAGCUGCGCAGAUGGGUGAAAUGUCACUGCAGAUCAGGAGAUGCGAACAGCAAGUGAAGGAACUCCAAGAAGAGCUUCGUGAAGAGAAGUCUUCAAAACCCCAGGUUUCCGCCUUCAAUCCUCAUGAGGAGGACCUCACAGACCAUCAGUUGAUGUUGCUGGAUUUGCAACAAAGAGUCUCAUCCUUGGAAGGGCCAGGCGAACUCGUGGCCUCCUCUCCACAGUCCGGCGUCUUGGGGCAGGCGGCGGAACUGGCCCGGGCGGCCCAGCAGCCUCGACAUGACGCCGUGCGCGGCUUACCCCGUGUUUUCCGUGACGCCACCAAAGAGUGGCCAGCGAUGAAGGCAUUGAGACAGAAGCUCCAAAAACAUGCCGUGACGCGGCAAUGGGUGGGCCUCGACUCUGACAAGCAAGCGCUAUCGCAAGAUGAGCAAGAGUUACGACAAGAGCUGGAGUGGCAGCAGAACGUCACUGACGCCUUGACAUCUUAUGGCAAAGUCCUGGAAACUGCCACCUACAGUUUGCUGGAAGCUCAUCAAUCUCUCAUGGAUCUGCAUUUGGAGCUGCUGACCCCGGAGGCCGCAGCGAUGCACCGCGCCUUGCGUUGCUUGGUGGCGCAGCUCCGCGACGGAGCGGAGGCCAACAGCACGCCCUUGGGGCUGCAUGUGGCACAGCUCCAGGGAUGCAUGGCCAAGGUGAAGGAGGUGGAUGAGGCUAGGGCCUUGCAGAAACACUACGAGGAUAAGGUGGUGCAGUUGGAUGCGCAGGUAAAACGGAAGAGUUCACCGGCCCUGCAGUCGAAACUGGAGCGAAAUCAGGAGAAACUGCAGCAAGCCUCAGUGGCCUCCCAAAGUGCCCAAGAAGUGGCUCAUGAAUCCCUGCAACAAUGUGCUGCUCGGCGUCAAAAUCUUCAGCGAAUCGCUGGAAGUUUCAUGACCAGCCUCUCAAAGGCCUUUCAAGCCGCGGUGUCCAGCUCUUCCAGAUCCAUGGCAUCCAUGGCUUCCACGGGAUCCAGCGGCUACGCGGUGGCCAACGUGCCGCCGGAUGGGUUGAAUCCCUUCACCGAAGACGUUCUGCGCGAAGCCACCCCAGUAGCGAAGGAUCCCGCGCCCCCAACGGCCUCCAACCCCUUUCCAGACAGCGACAGUGCGUCCGGGGCCGAAUCUGGGCCUCCGGACCCAGGAAAGUGGAAACCCUUGGAGUCGGAGAGUGAGAACAGCACCUCUCCAUGGGCACAGGAUCCAAAGCCUCAACCGGAGGGCCUGGAGAGCCUGGAGGGCGACCCAAAAUGA
Messenger RNA from Cladocopium goreaui, 2967 nucleotides. NCBI's taxonomy places the organism in Eukaryota, Dinophyceae, Suessiales, Symbiodiniaceae. The record is from the annotation of a GenBank genome assembly.